Molecule: messenger RNA, 3296 nt
Organism: Callorhinchus milii (elephant shark)
Lineage: Eukaryota; Metazoa; Chordata; Chondrichthyes; Chimaeriformes; Callorhinchidae
Gene: plcd4b
Product: phospholipase C, delta 4b
Exons: 17
Coding region: 464-2818 (784 amino acids)
Biological process (GO): intracellular signal transduction; lipid metabolic process
Molecular function (GO): calcium ion binding; phosphatidylinositol-4,5-bisphosphate phospholipase C activity
Source: RefSeq, a predicted model, not a curated record
CUGGGAUUAGGGUGAGGUGUAAAUAUCAGGUGUGUGGAGGGAUGUCUCCGAUGCAGUUAGAAACCUAUCACUAGUCGGUCAUUUGUCAUCUGAGGCCUCACUGGGCGGGUGGCAGGUUGGAGGCACUCCCUGCGAGCUUUCUGGUCAGCAUCACAGCUCAGCAUGAAAUGUAUGUGAGCAUCUUCCUGCCCACUGCUCAGAAGCGUAUCUUUUCCCAUUGAGCCAUAAUCCCGCAGCUGGUGGCGGGGAGCUUGAGCAGCUGCUCAGCCACAGAUCAGUGUGGGCCACAUCCUGCAGACACUUCCCCAUUUAUCAGCAAUCUACCUCCUGCUUGAUCCGGGACAUAUGGGCUGAAGGAGCCAGGAGCUGGGAGCCAUGAGGAGCUGUUUGGACACAGUCUCACACACAGACUGAAGCCCUAUUGAGGAGUGAGAGCUCAGCGUUGCUGUGAGGAGAGGAACUGAUGGCAACUGCGAGGCCAAAUCUAUGCCUGCAGGAUGACAGGGACGUGCAGGCCAUGCAGCGGGGGGCGGUACUGAGGAAAGUCAAGUCUCGGAGCUGGAAACGCCCACGGUGCUACAGGCUGCAGGAGGAUUGUAUGAGCGUCUGGUACAACUCGAAGAAAGCUGGGAACCCCAGGACCGCGUUCUCGCUGUGUGAUGUGGAGAUGGUGAGAGAGGGACAUCAGUCAGAGCUGUUACAGAGCCUCGCUGGGGAGUUCAGCCCCGGCCUCUGCUUCACCAUCGUGUUCCGGGGCCGCAGCGGGAACCUGGACCUGGUGGCAGAGUCGGUGCAGGAGGCAGAGUCCUGGGUCCGUGGUCUCCGCACUCUCAUCAACAGCCUCCAGAACAUGGACCAGAAAGAGAAGCUCGACCGGUGGAUCAGGGACUGGUUCCAGAAAGCAGAUAAGGAUAAAGACGGCAGAAUGAACUUUAAGGAAGUGCGAGACCUGCUGAAAAUGAUGAAUGUGAACAUGAACGAGCUGCAUGCGCUCAGCCUGUUUGAGGAAAUGGAACAUAGCAGGAGGCGCCCUCCAGUGGCUGCAGUGCGAAGCUGCAGCAUUGAAGAGCAUGGGAGCUGCUCUAUGUGUAUGGCUGACAAGUCUCGGUCAGGGACCCUAGAGGGAGAGGAGUUUGUGCUGUUUUAUAAGGCCCUGACAGAGCGCGAGGACCUGAGGAAGAUCUUCUCCCACUGCUCUGCGGAUGGGCAGACUUUCAGCCAAAGGGAAUUUGCCGAGUUCCUGACUGAGCAGCAGCUAGAGCCAGCGGACACUGCCAUGGAGACGGCCUCCGCCCUGAUAGACAGGCAUGAGCCCUCGGAUACAGCCAAGCAGCUCCCGGCGCUGACUCUGAAUGGCUUCCUGGCCUAUCUCCGUUCUCCAGAAGGUUCCAUCUUCAACCCUGAGCACGAGCGUCUGCACCAGGACAUGUCGCGACCGCUCAACCAUUACUUCAUCAACUCCUCACACAACACCUACCUGCUGGAGGAUCAGCUCCGUGGGCACAGCAGUGUCGAGGGCUACAUCAGAGCGUUGAUGAGGGGAUGCCGGUGUGUGGAGGUGGAUUGCUGGGACGGAGCCGGCCUGGAGCCUGUCGUCUAUCACGGCCACACAUUCACAUCCAAGAUCUUCUUCAAGGACGUCAUCUCCGUCAUCAGCAAAUACGCUUUUACGGUGUCAGAGCUGCCACUGAUCUUGUCCAUCGAGAACCACUGCAGCCUCGAGCAGCAGCGAGUCCUGGCACAUCACAUGCGGCACUUCCUGGGAGACUGGCUGGUUAUGGGCACUAUCGAUGGCUCUGUGCCCACCCGCAUGCCAUCCCCUGAGGAGCUGAGAGGAAAGAUCCUGGUGAAGGGCAAGCGGAUUGGGCCAUUGUUGGAUGCCCUGAGUGGGCCGGAGGAGGACCCCUGCUCAGGGGAGGUGACGGACGAGGACGAAGCCGCAGAGGCAGAGGAUGAAAAUAUCAGGAACGAAGUCAAGAGGAAAGAAAAGGUCUCCAAGCAGAGUCUGGCUAAGGAGCUGUCAGACUGUGUAGUUUACUGUAAAAGCGUUCACUUCCACAGCUUCCAUCACUCGCGGCAGCACUAUCACUGCUAUGAGCUCUCCUCCUUCACUGAGUCCAAGGCCAGGAAGCUGAUCCGGGAGGCUGCCAGCGAGUUUGUCUGUCACAACACCUGGCAGCUCUCGCGAGUCUAUCCCAGCGGCUUCCGCACCGACUCCUCCAACUUCAGCCCUCAGGAGAUGUGGAAUGCUGGCUGCCAGAUAGUGGCUUUAAACUUCCAGACGGCCGGAGAGCACAUGGACCUGAACGAUGGGCUUUUCAGCCAGAAUGGUCGCUGUGGCUUUGUCUUGAAGCCCUGGUUCAUGAGGACCUCAGUCACCACAUUCGACCCCGAACAUCCCACAGGGACCACAGGCUUCCGGCCAAUCACCCUGACCAUUCAGAUUAUCAGUGGGCAGCAAUUGCCCAAAGUGGCAAACAGUAAACAGGGAUCGAUCGUGGACCCGCUGGUGCGAGUGGAGAUCCAUGGGACGCCCGGUGACUGCGCGCGACAGGAAACCAAGUACAUCGACAACAACGGUUUUAACCCAGUGUGGUACGAAACCUUGACCUUCAGCAUCCAGGUUCCUGAACUCGCUCUCAUUCGCUUUGUGGUUGAGGAUUACGACAUGACCUCGAAGAACGACUUUGUGGGACAGUUCACAAUGCCGUUGAGCUGUGUACAGCAAGGUUAUCGUCACAUCCACCUGCUUUCCCGGGAUGGCACGUAUAUCCCGCCCUCCGCACUGUUUGUGCACAUCAGGAUCACUGAGGACUGACUCCGCCUGGCAACUCUCCCUCCCCACUCCCCACUCCGGCAAAGCUCCGCCUGGCAAUGGUCCAUCCACCGGCUCAGCCCUGGUUUUAUAAACAUUUCCAGAAAAUGUUGUUUUAUAUUAAACCAUGUGAAUACCUCAACCCCACACUCCCUCACCUUCACACUGCUUCACACUUCCUCACCCACACUCUCUCACACUCACACUCUCUCUGCAGAGCACAGUGAGGACCAGGAGACCUGUGCUGCUGCUGGUAAAUACCGUCUACGUUGGCAGCAACACUGUGAUCAGCACUGUGCUGGGUUCUGGCCGGAGCUGGUUCUCCUUUUAUGGUCAGGACAAUGUCCAACAGUGGGAGCUGCUAUUUAUACUGUGUAAUGUCAACAGCUAAAGACCCAGAAACUGAUCCUGGAGUGCGGUGGGGGGGCUCAUUCCCAGCCACACACACUCUCACUUACACACAUGCACUCACACUCACUGA